AUGGCGACGGUUCCACAUUCCCUGGUCUGGGAGAUCGUGAGGAAGAAUAACUCCUUCCUGAUCAAACAGUUCGGCAACGGCAAUGCCAAGCCAGCCAGUGGGAAGGAGGUUGCGGUGGUCCUCUCGACAACCAAAACAAAGAAGCAGAACAAGCCUGCCAGCCUCCACCACAAGUCUGUCAUGCGCAAGGAGUCCCGCAAGAUGGCCAAGGCUGUCAAGAACCAGGUCGGUGACAACUACUACAGGCCUGAUCUUACCAAGCCAGCUCUUGCAAGGCUGAGCGCAGUGUACCGCAGCCUCCAGGUUGCCAAGUCUGGUGUCAAGAAGAACAGGCAGGCAAACUAA
Miscanthus lutarioriparius is the source of this 345-nucleotide messenger RNA. The record is from the annotation of a GenBank genome assembly. NCBI's taxonomy places the organism in Eukaryota, Viridiplantae, Streptophyta, Magnoliopsida, Poales, Poaceae.